Pieris macdunnoughi is the source of this 519-nucleotide messenger RNA. The record is from the annotation of a GenBank genome assembly. Lineage: Eukaryota; Metazoa; Arthropoda; Insecta; Lepidoptera; Pieridae.
AUGUCGCUGCCUUUGAAGAGAUCGUUCAGUACGGAGGGCCAUGCGUCCAGACGUGACUGGAAGACCCGGCUCAGCCUCCGCAGCCGUAGCGGUCACAGCAUGGAUGCUUUGAGAGGCCGUCGAUGCGCCUCUCUCCGAGCGGGAACCUCCAUACGGGUAGACGAUUCGGGAAGAGCAACCCCAGCUCGUGUUCCGAGGGCUGCCUCCUCACCAGGUGACCAACAAACUCCGAAGAAGUCAAACUGGGAAGUCAUUGAGCACUUCUCAUCCAGCCGCAGCAGGAAAAGUCCAACCACUGCCAGUCAGUGGUUACACUUGUCAACGAACAUUUCUUGUGGUCUGAGAGCUGCACCUUCCUUCCACUACAAACCUAUUAUUGAACGCGUGAAUCUGAAGCCAUCGAAUUUAAUAUACUACUUAGUACUUAAUCUAGCUGCGUUGCUGUUUGACGUAUUCGUUAAGCAGCUUAAACUUAACAACACUCGUGGGAAUCAAAUUCAGGACUUCCUGGACCCUUAG